CGACUAUACAUUUUUCAAUUUGAAAUCCAAACGGCUACGAGAAAUCAUUGCGCAGAAGAAUUGAAACAACAUCCAUGAACAAAGAGAAUACAUCAUCCCGUCUCCCAGUUAUGUCUGGGAAACGGGUGCACACCUCUAGCUCGGAUGGGGAGCAACAACAGCCUGCACAGAAGAAGAUGCGCAGGGUGGACACAGAGCCGCCUCAGAGGUUCAAAACUGCUGCAAGUGUUGUGCCCCCAAGACGACCUGUAGCAGUCAAAGCUCCUGCCAAACCUCUUCGUCCAACAGGAGCUGCAACAGUGGCUGUUGCCCCCUCAAGAGGUGAUCAGAAAAGACCAGUUGCAGCAGUUGCUAAAGCAAAUACAGGUUCAGGGAUGUCCCGAAGGCCAGGAUGGGACCUGAAGGGUAAAGUCAGUGACAUGGAGAACAAAGUACAAAAUUACCAGAGCAAAGUAAAAUCUAUAAAUCAGGAAAAUGAAGGUCUGAAAGACUCCAUAUCCAAAGCCCAAAAGAGAGAAGCUGAAAUGAGAGAGGAAAGUAAUAGAAUCAAAAAGCGUCUUCGGGACUGUGAAGAUGAACUGGUAAAGCUGGCUACUGUAAAAGAUGACCUGGAGCAAACUUCUAAAGAGAGAGAUAGUCUUAAGAAAGACUUCAACAAGCUAACUGAGGAACACAAGGUUUUGGAAGGUCUCAGGGAUAAUUUGGAGUCUGAGCUCCGCAAUGUGCAGACUCAGCUCUCCAUUCAGACCUCUGCACUGGGACGGUGUCAGGACAGUCUGAAAGAGAGUCAGGAAAUAGUCAGAAAGCUUGAGGAGACAGUGGCCCGUCAAAGGGAAGAGCUACACUUUGGAGAAAUGGAGCGAAGGAAACUCCACAACACCAUUCAGGAGCUCAAAGGCAACAUUAGAGUCUUUUGUAGAGUCCGGCCCCUGCUGACAGGCAAUAAGUUUGAUGUUCGGCAUAUUCAGUUGCCUGCCCAUGACAACAAGGCUCUUACGCUGGCCAAAAUGGAAGAGUCGCACACAGGCCGCACAGCUGACACACAGAAAAGCUAUAACUUCAGCUUUGACCGUGUGUUUGGGCCACGUGCCUCUCAGAGUGAGGUUUUUGAAGAGAUUUCUCUGCUGGUCCAGUCAGCUCUGGAUGGGUACAACGUUUGUUGCUUUGCUUACGGUCAAACGGGCAGUGGUAAGACCUUCACCAUGGAAGGGGGCGAAAUGGAGGACUUGUGGGGUGUCAUUCCACGUGCCGUCCAGCAAAUCUUUAAGUAUGCCAAAGCACUCCGUGAGCAAGGGUGGCAGUACACAUUCACUGCUAGCUUUGUGGAGAUCUACAACGAGACUCUUCGAGACCUUCUGUAUACGGGAAAACCGAACAAGAGACUCGAGCAUGAGAUCAGGAAGGUCUCUAACAAUGAGAUCACCGUUACCAACCUGACAUACCAAAAAGUCAACAAUGAGGAUGAGGUACACAACUUGAUCAUGCUGGCAAACCAAAACAGGUCCACCGCCCGCACCUGCAUGAACGAUCAGUCCUCACGUUCUCACUCUGUGUUCCAGCUAGACAUAGAGGGCGAGAACUCCGAUCGAGACACUAAGUGCAAGUCUACACUGUGUCUAGUGGACUUGGCUGGUAGUGAAAGAGUGCAGAAAAGUCAGUCACAAGGAGAACGCUUCAAGGAAAUGACUGCCAUCAAUUCUUCCCUCACCAACCUGGGAAUCGUGAUCGCUGCUUUGGCCAACAAGGACAGCUUUGUUCCCUACCGUAACUCCAAGCUCACCUACCUACUCCAGAACUGUCUCGGAGGCAACAGCAAAACUUUGAUGUUUGUCAAUAUUUCCCCCGAGGAAGAGAGUUUCAGUGAGUCCCUGAAUUCUCUGCGCUUCGCCAGCAAGGUGAACGACUGUGUUAUCGGAACCGCUUCAGCUAAUCGGAAGUAGCUUAGCCAUCAUUCCCCAUAUUCCACUGUUGUGAUUUUUAUGUUUUUCUUUUUAUCUGUUCCCCUCACUUAUUCCGUAUUUACCCAAAUCCCCCCCAUCUGUCUUUUUAUAUUUCUGUGAUACAUUUUAAUGUACAGUUUGGUUGGUAUCUUUUUAGAUUUCUGAUUGGCAGACAAUUUUUUAUCAAUGUUUAUCCACUAUCAAAUGCAUAUUGUACUUAAACUUGUAAGAGAACUCAAUAAAUUUUCCAUUUUGGCGUGUAAUGCAGCGGUAAGCAUGAUUAUGAUGCCAAGUGGACAAGUUUGAAUAAUAUAUAUAUAUAUAUAUAUAUAUAUUUUUUUUUUUUUAAUGCUGAGCUAAGGAUUUUAAAACGUAUGAACGAUGUGUAGUUAUAGUUAAAGUUAAGUUAGUAAAAUGAAUUUAGUUUGUAAAUGUUUUAGUUGUGCAAAUGCUACAUAUUUUUCUGUUACAAAAAUGGUAACCAUAGUUUGUCAGAAUGCUAAAGUAACUAUAAAACUGGUACCUUGGUAUUAGCCACUGUUGCCAAAAGGAAUAAAAUGACAUUCUCACAGCUGUGUUCACUGUUUGAAGGAGAGCCCAUAUCUGUUAUGGUUUAAUAGUAAUAACUUGGCAAUAGACAAUGGCUUUUUUUUUUCUAACAUCAAGAUUUUAAGUGCAUCAAAAUAACCCUGUAAAAUGUUUAUGAAUGUAUAAGGGCUGUGUAGUACUGCAUGCUCAGGGGCUGCAGACUCUUUCAUUUAGUUUGUUUAUUUUUAUUUCCCCUUACAUAAAAAAGAGAGAGUGAAGUGACAAAAAAAUAAUUUUUAGAUACUGUGACUGGUCACCAUUACUUUUAAAGAAAUAUGCCAAUAUAAAUUAAGCUCAAUCAACAGCAUUUGUGGUAUAAUGUUGUCUACCUAAAAAAAAAAAAAAGGCAGAAAUCGAGGUUACAGUGAGGCACUUACAAUGGGAGUGAAUUGGGCCAAUAUUUGGAGGGUUAAAAGAAAUGUGAAGAAGCUUAUAAUUGUAUCAAAGCACUUACAUAAAUUAUAUUAACUUGUAUAUUUCAGCUAUAAAGCUGUUUAAAUUAUUGUUUUUAAAUUUUGUAAAAUUGGAUAUAACUAUAAACAGAAAACAUAUGCAAUUUUAUCAUACUAAAAUCAUGUUGGCACGAAUAUUGUUUACAUCAUGUGGCUUUACUUUUGAAACUGUAUUUUAAAGGAAUAUUCCGGGUUCGAUACAAGUUGAACUUAAUCGACAGCAUUUGUGGCAUAAUGUUGAUUACCGCAAAAAUUUAUUUUAACUCGUUUCUCAUUAUCUUUCAAAAUGACAAAAAUCAAGGUUACCGUGAGGUAUUUACAAUGGAAGUGAAUGGGGCAAAUUUUUGGAGAGUUUAAACAGAAAUGUGAAGUGCACUUGCAUUAAGUCUUCUGUUAACCUCCUAUGUUAUCUGAGCUGUAAAGUUGUUUAAAUUGUCGUGUUUACGGUCUUUAUAGUGUUAACUGCGUUACGUCAUCAUGGCAACAAAGUUGUAAAAUUGGAAAGCUUCACACAGAAAAGCAAUUUUAUCACACUAAAAUCAUGUUAACAUGCAUAUUGUUUACAUUUUGUUGCUACACAGUUGAAAUACUAUUUAAACGUUUAUGUAUUGGACCCAUUGACUACCAUUGUAAGUGCCUCACUGUAACCCAGAUUU
Molecule: messenger RNA, 3636 nt
Organism: Myxocyprinus asiaticus (Chinese sucker)
Lineage: Eukaryota; Metazoa; Chordata; Actinopteri; Cypriniformes; Catostomidae
Product: carboxy-terminal kinesin 2-like
Exons: 17
Coding region: 75-1940 (621 amino acids)
Biological process (GO): microtubule-based movement
Molecular function (GO): ATP binding; microtubule binding; microtubule motor activity
Source: RefSeq, a predicted model, not a curated record